Chaetura pelagica (chimney swift) is the source of this 398-nucleotide messenger RNA. RefSeq names its product cysteine/tyrosine-rich 1 (gene CYYR1). The record is from RefSeq and is a predicted model, not a curated record. The transcript is spliced from 3 exons. The annotation marks the transcript as partial. Lineage: Eukaryota; Metazoa; Chordata; Aves; Apodiformes; Apodidae.
CAGAAAAUUGUCUGGCUCAGUGUGAUAAUGACUGCAAAGCUUACUGCUGUGAUGGGACUACUCCCUACUGCUGUUCGUAUUAUGCCUACAUUGGGAACGUCCUUUCAGGCACAGCAAUAGCUGGAAUUGUGUUCGGGAUAGUAUUUAUAAUGGGAGUGAUUGCUGGGAUUGCCAUCUGCAUCUGCAUGUGCAUGAAGAACAACCGUGGGACUCGAGUCGGGGUUAUCCGAACGACGCACAUCAACGCUAUCAGCACGUACCCAGUGGCUCCACCACCAUACAGUUAUGAAUACGAAAUGGAGUACCCAGCUGACCUACCUCCACCUUAUACUCCAACGGCACAGAAUUCAAUACAAUAUCCCCCGCCCCCUCCUUACCCUGGAUAUUCUGGGAAAUAA